This is a messenger RNA of Rotaria sp. Silwood1, 768 nucleotides long. The record is from the annotation of a GenBank genome assembly. NCBI's taxonomy places the organism in Eukaryota, Metazoa, Rotifera, Eurotatoria, Philodinida, Philodinidae.
AUGUCAAAUCUGGAAAAAUUAACUUUAAACUUUUCUAUAAAAGAUCGAAAUAGUGUCAUUGAUGGUACUUAUGUUCAACAUGAUAUUUUUGAUUGUAUGCCACAACUUUAUUCAUUCACUUUCUAUAUUUGUACUUAUGUUGAAACGGUUGAUUUAUCCUACAAGUUAUCUAGUGAAGAUAUUCAACAAACAUUAACGAAUAUUGGAUUACAAGAUGUCACUAAUAUUGUCAAUUAUGUUUGUGAUUCAAGAGCUGCAUGUUCGAUUUUCUCACUUCCUUUUCAAUUUGAUUAUCUCAAAGAUCUUGGCAAUAAAUUUCCAAAUAUUGUAUUCAAUUAUGUUACGUAUUUACAUGUGAAAGAUAAUGAUCCAUUCAGACAUGAAUUCUUCGUUCGAAUUGUCCGAUCGUUUCCAUUACUGAAAUAUUUACGUAUUUAUAAUGUACGAUCAUCGUUACCAGUUGAUCUUAUGACAUUUUCAUCUGACAAUUGUCAAUUAUACUCAACUAUUGAAUAUCUGCAUCUAACUAUACUUGAUCUGAGUUGUGCACAUAGAGAAUAUAUUGAACAAUUUCUAAAUGAAACAAAGACAUAUAUGCCUUGUCUGACGGAAUUAUUCGUCAUGGUACGUGACUUGACAGUUGUAACAAAGAAUUUUACAAGAAACGAAACACGACGCAAUUGUGCCAAAGUGAAAACAUUAUUUAUCCUACCACCACUGUUACAUGUAGAAGGUUUAUAUGAUUACUUUCCUUCGUUAUAUAAGUAG